CGAUGGACGAUUUCUCCGCAGACGAUGAUGCGCUACGCGAAUACAUGCCCAUGUCAUUUGGCAAACAAGCUCGGACUACUAACAUUCAGGCACAAUUUGACCUAGCUAAGCGCAAAGUUGUCGAUGAGAGCAAGCAACCAACGACAAAAAGCUCUAAACCUGACGAAGGCAAUGAUUCUGGUGCCUCAGAAGAUGACGAUGACGAUGAUGACGAUAGCGACGAGGAAGAUGAGUUCCCAGUGUCUCACGAAUUGCUCCUUAAGACACACGACCGCGCUGUCACCACCGCGACUUUGGAUGCCUCCGGCUCGCGCAUGGUAACAGGAUCGAAUGACUGCACGCUGAAGUUCCAUGACUUCGCAGCUAUGACACCGACAACCGUUCGAGCCUUCAAGACAGUAGACCCCAGUGCUACGAAGAGCUCUGCCAACUCCGAAACGCAUCCUAUCAACCAGAUCCUCUUCAACCCUCACUCCGCGAAUCAAAUCCUCGUUAUAACGGCGCAGCCGCAAGCAAGGUUAUUCACACGCGAUGGAGAGCAGGUCCUUGAGUUUGUCAAAGGGGAUCCAUACUUGCGAGAUAUGCACAAUACGAAAGGGCACAUAUCGGAGAUAAAAUGUGGAGCAUGGCAUCCUACCAACCGAGACGUAUGUGUAACCGGAGGCACUGACAGUACCAUCCGAAUUUGGGAUGUCAACAACAAGAGAGAACAGAAAGACGUCAUCGUACACAGAUCUAGGGCCGCUGGUUCGGCGGGGAGGACAAGAAUCACCGCUCUAGCGUGGGGGUCACAAGCUCAAGGAGGAAACAGUCUUCUCGUAGCGGCAGCAUUGGAUGGAAGCCUGGUCAUGUAUAGUGGCGAAGGCCCAUAUCAUCGCCCAGCAGCUGAAAUCAGGGAUGCUCAUGUCAACGAUACCUGGACGGGUGGACUUGAUAUCAGCGCUGAUGGAAGAUUGGUUGUCACAAGAGGUGGUGACGAUACUAUCAAACUCUGGGAUACCCGAAAGUUCAAGUCACCUAUAACCACUGUGUCACAUGAGUCAACCUCAUCACAGUAUCCAACCUCGAACAUCCGGUUCUCACCAAAUUCCUCUUCCGUAAUAACCGGCUCUGCUACUGGCGAUCUCCAUAUUCUCAAUCCCGCAACUCUCCGCCCUGAGCUUGUUACACCUGUGACUCCGGGCUCGCCUCUAAUAACUGUCCUCUGGCAUCCUAAAAUCAAUCAAAUCAUCACCGGCUCCGGCAAUGCUGAAACGCAUGUUCUAUUCAACCCCAACAUCUCCAAUGGCGGUGCCAAAACCGUCAUGAGUAAAGCUCCUAAGCGCCGUCACAUUGACGACGACCCGAACCUCACAAUGGACCUCGCCGAAGGUCUUUCGGGGGACUCGAUCAUUACUCCUGGGGGGAUGCCUGGCACCAACACUGCUGCGACCUCUUUCUCGGCGCGGCAUCCAAACGUUGGCCUCACUGCCUCUGGUAAAUCGCGUGAUCCGCGUCGCCCGCAUAUUCCAGCUACAACUCCAUUCGCAAAGACAAAUCCCGAUGAGAAGCAUAUUCGAGACCAUAUCCCGUUGAGUAGUAUGCGAGAUGAGGACCCUAGGGAGGCGUUGCUGAAAUAUGCGGACAAGGCGAAGAAUGAUCCACUUUUCACCAAUGCGUGGAAGCACACGCAGCCAGUGACACUUUAUGGGGAGUUAAGUGAUGAGGAGGAGGAACCAGAAGCGAAGAAAGCGAAGAGGUGAGCUGGCAAUGGGCAAAAAAUGAUCACUUGGCCUGGCGUUCAAAAGUAUAUACCCAUCAAAUUGCUUUAAUACCUUUAGCAGGCUUAAAAAUGGUCACGUGUGAGUGCACUAGGCUCGAAGUUACUAUCUACAGUGCUAGACCAUAAGUUUGGGCACUUCGUACAUCUAGCCCGGGUAUUCCGAUAUCCUUUU
Mytilinidion resinicola is the source of this 1934-nucleotide messenger RNA. RefSeq names its product cyclin-dependent kinase 8/11. Gene Ontology annotation, biological process: regulation of DNA double-strand break processing. The record is from RefSeq and is a predicted model, not a curated record. Gene Ontology annotation, cellular component: site of double-strand break; nucleus. The transcript has a single exon. Lineage: Eukaryota; Fungi; Ascomycota; Dothideomycetes; Mytilinidiales; Mytilinidiaceae. Gene Ontology annotation, molecular function: protein binding. The annotation marks the transcript as partial.